This is a messenger RNA of Fonsecaea multimorphosa CBS 102226, 978 nucleotides long. RefSeq lists its product as uncharacterized. The transcript has a single exon. The coding region runs from base 1 to 978 and encodes 325 amino acids. NCBI's taxonomy places the organism in Eukaryota, Fungi, Ascomycota, Eurotiomycetes, Chaetothyriales, Herpotrichiellaceae. The record is from RefSeq and is a predicted model, not a curated record.
AUGCUGCUGUCUGGCGGCGUGUUCACUUCGCCCUAUAAGACACAUGAAGCUCAGGUUGCUUUGGAAUUCUGGCUCCGGGUGACCACUCCAGAGGAAGACGACUUUCCAGCCGAUGUAAUACGAAACAUCGUCGGAUCUUAUAUUCCACAAGCUGCAUGGCAUCUGGAUGUUGUCAGGCAUAGUUUACUCUCUGCUGCUUCGACAACCCUGUUGUUCGAGGCUCGAGCUUCGAACAUCAGCCCGGAACUCCAGUCAACUUUGUCCAAACAGUCAGCCAUUCAGUUGCACCUGGCCAUACAAGCCAUCCUCAAAGAGAGAGAACCAUCUUUGUCCACGGUCCUCUCCGCGGUGAUGAUAGCUAUUGUAUGUCUCUGGACCGGACGCUGGGAGGAAUGCAUGCGACACAUCUAUUGCUGCCGUAGCCUAGGACGUGAAAUACGCGCAAAGGGCGAGUACCUUGAAGGAGACCUCUUAAAUUCCAUCGAAGCCAUCUUCAAUGUUCUACAGCCGUAUCCGCCAAUCUCGUCCAUGACGAAGGAAGCCCGACUGGAUUACGCGGUCUCAGUCCUUAUCUCAGCCACGGCAUGGAUCGAUGGUCUUCUCCCCCAACUUGAGCAGCCACCUGCAUGUGAACCAUUGAAGGUUGCAUUACGAGCCUACCGCGUGAGGAUGAAGUGGACGUUGUGGCAAUGGCAGAAGUUCGACGGGCAGGGAAAAGAACAAGCAAGCUUAUCAAUCAGUGUCGCUGAGUCGCCCUUCGGUCCAGCAGUGGCGCAUAUGCACCACUAUCUAGACGACCAUACCGACUUUGACUUGCCCUUGCUCACGACACAGCUAACGCUCGGCUUCAAGAUGACGAUACUAUAUGCGGCCGGCGGGGAUGCUCAGAGAACGCGGGACGCGGCCAUCGCUUGCCACGCUCCGGUGCCGACACUGGCUUCAAAUCUGGCUUCAAAUUGCGUUUCAAAUUGCCCAUGA